Molecule: messenger RNA, 750 nt
Organism: Tilletiaria anomala UBC 951
Lineage: Eukaryota; Fungi; Basidiomycota; Exobasidiomycetes; Georgefischeriales; Tilletiariaceae
Exons: 1
Coding region: 307-552 (81 amino acids)
Source: RefSeq, a predicted model, not a curated record
GUCUACACUAAAGUAGUUGCUAGUGCACAGGUGAUGACUGGCCAUAGGUUCAACGAAAAGACCCUGCCAAAUCUGCGCUCUCCUUAAACUCAAGCUCCCCAAGAGCGUGCCUCGCCGAUUCACAACAUGCAAGCCCCAGCCCUUGAUACUCGCACCUGUGCCCUGUGGGAGCAACCAUACCCCUACGUCUAUUCUUCACUUCCUUCCACAAAUUGCUGGGUCAAGCAGCGUCUCGUUUGAAUUGUGCAGCUUGUCAUAUCACAGAUAUUUUCAUACGAUGAGACGGGCAUCCCCGCAUGGCCACUCAUGUCGCCCUCGCGUCGGCACCGGGACCUAGCCUCCUUCAACGCUCGUUGUUACCCGAUCUCGUUCUCCUGCGCCCAGGCCUUGGGCGCUGCCACCGCCACCGCGUCUGCUUCUGUCGGCCCACGUCGCAUCACGCAGGCCCCAGGCAUGAGCGGAGGCGGCCUCUCCAGGAGUCACCCUCAAUACACGCUUCAAUGUCCAUCGGCGACACCCCACUCUAGCGCCAUCCCGUCGCCGGGGCCUUGAAAAGCGAGUCAGCGAGUGUAGAGACUGAGUUCCAUAGUGGAGAGGGGCGAGACUGCGACCAUGUAAUGACUCGUCAAAGGUUGCGACUUAACAAAACGACACCUCAUCAGAGACAUGGUCAGAGGGAGGGAAAGAUCCCAAAUGCGUGACCCGUCAGAAAGAAGGAAUGAAGAUGAGACAAAGAUGUCUCCACUUGGG